Eruca vesicaria subsp. sativa (arugula) is the source of this 2314-nucleotide messenger RNA. Lineage: Eukaryota; Viridiplantae; Streptophyta; Magnoliopsida; Brassicales; Brassicaceae. The record is from the annotation of a GenBank genome assembly.
AUGUUGAUGAUACGGAGUGGCAAAGCUUUGAGAUCUGUUCGGCGUCGAUUCAAGGAGACAGGUACCCUCACAACUUCUUUACUCCUCUACAGACCAUACGAAGAGUUCUUGUGUUUCUUCGGCGAACGAAGCUUUUCUGGUGGUGUCAGCAGCAGCAGCGAUAGAAAGAUCUCUUCUUCUUACGAAGAGAGACUGAGAAGUGGGGUUGUUGGUAUAAAAAAAGAUGAUGCUGUUGCUUUGUUUCAAACCAUGAUUGAGUCUCGUCCUCGUCCUACCGUCGUUGAUUUCAGUAGAUUGUUUAGUGGUAUUGCUAAAACGAGACAUUAUGAUCUCGUUUUGGAUCUCUGCAAGCAAAUGGAGUCGAAUGGGAUUGCACAUAACAUCUAUACGCUGAGUAUAGUCAUCAACUGCUUCUGCCGGCUCAGGAAACUCGGUUUUGCCUUUUCUGUGAUGGGAAAGAUGUUGAAACUUGGGUAUAAGCCCAACACAGUCACAUUCUCUACUUUGAUUAACGGUUUAUGUCUCAAGGGUCUAGUUUCCCAAGCUGUUGAAUUAGUUGAUCGUAUGGUGGAAAUGAAGGUUAUUCCAAAUCUUAUCAUACUCAACACUAUUGUCAACGGGCUUUCUCUCCAAGAUAGACUCUCUGAAGCAAUGGCUUUGAUUGAUCGAAUGAUGGAUAAUGGAUGUCAACCUAGUGAAGUUACCUAUGGUCCAAUUUUGAACAGAAUGUGUAAGUCAGGGAACACUGCCUUGGCCUUGGAUCUGCUCAGAAAGUUGGAAGAUAGAAAGAUCAAGCUCGAUGCUGCUAAAUACAAUAUCAUCAUUGACAGUCUUUGCAAAGAUGGGAGCCUCGAAGAUGCACUCAGCCUUUUUAAUGAAAUGGAAACCAAAGGUAUCAAAGCAGAUGUCAUUACCUACAACUCUCUCAUAGGAAGCUUCUGUGGUGUCGGUAGAUGGGAUGACGGUGCAAAGUUGUUGAGGGAUAUGAUUGAAAGGGAAAUCACCCCCAACGUUGCCACUUUCAGUGCUUUGAUUGAUAGUCUUGUGAAAGAGGGAAAGCUUGCUGAGGCUAAAGACUUGUAUAAUGAGAUGAUCACAAGGGGGAUAGAUCCUAAUACCAUUACAUAUAAUUCUUUGAUAUAUGGGCUGUGCAACGAAAAGCGCUUAGACGAAGCAAUCCAGAUGUUGGAUCUGAUGGUUAGCAAAGGCUGCGAUCAUGAUAUUGUGACGUUUAAUAUCCUUAUAAACGGCUACUGCAAGGCGAAACUGGUUGAUGAUGGUAUGAGACUUUUCCGCGAAAUGUCUCUGAGAGGAGUGAUUGCCAAUACAGUCACUUAUAGCACCCUCAUUCAAGGCUUUUGUCAAUCGGGAAAACUUGAUGUGGCCAAAGAACUCUUCCAAGAGAUGGUUUCGGAAGGUGUUCAUCCUAGUAUUAUGACUUAUGGUAUUUUGCUGGAUGGGUUGUGUGACAAUGGGGAAGUAGAAGAGGCAUUAGGAAUACUUGAAAAUAUGCACAAGUGUAAGAUUGAUCCUGGUAUUUGUAUAUAUACAAUCAUCAUUCACGGGAUGUGUAAUGCAAGUAAGGUCGAUGAUGCUUGGGGAUUAUUCUGCAGCCUACCUUUAAAAGGAGUGAAGCCUAAUGUUAAGACGUACAACAUAAUGAUUGGAGGACUAUGUAAGAAAGGCUCGCUGUCUGAAGCGGUCUUGUUGUUUAGAAAAAUGGGAGAGGAUGGGGUUGUGCCAAAUAGUGGUCCAUACAACACACUAAUCCGAGCUCAUCUCCGAGGCAGUGACAUAAGCACUUCAGCUGAACUCAUUGAAGAAAUGAAGAGGUGUGGCUUCUCAGCAGAUGCUUCCACUGUUAAAAUGGUUAUGGAUAUGUUAGUGGAUGGUAGAUUGGACAAAAGCUUUUUGGAUAUGCUCUCUUAGGGGUUUGUUUUUAUCUUAGCAAAGAUUCUCGAAUUACCACUAUCUCUUUGUCACUCACCCACUCACUCUUAUUUCUGGUUAGCCCUUCCUUCACCACUAUCAUCACUGCAUCUCAAAACUUCAACACAAAUCCGUAGCUUCCAUGAACCACAAGGAGCAGCUCAAAUACGUUUUUUUCCUGAAAAUAAACUCAGAUGUUUGAGUUCUUCUGAGCUGCAGGAGAGAUCAAUGGUAUUAAAGAAGCAAAAUAACAAGUUAGCUACACUUCAAUUCACAACCUCUAGGCACCAUCAUAUUUGUAUUGUAAUUGAUUCGCCAUUAUAGAUUGAUCUGUAGUCAUUGUACCAAAGGCGAGUUUCUUUCCACUAGCGUAAUUAAAGACGGC